Messenger RNA from Talpa occidentalis (Iberian mole), 1590 nucleotides. RefSeq names its product CMRF35-like molecule 5. Gene Ontology annotation, molecular function: transmembrane signaling receptor activity. Bases 36 to 773 code for a protein of 245 amino acids. Gene Ontology annotation, cellular component: plasma membrane. The transcript is spliced from 4 exons. NCBI's taxonomy places the organism in Eukaryota, Metazoa, Chordata, Mammalia, Eulipotyphla, Talpidae. The record is from RefSeq and is a predicted model, not a curated record.
UCCGUGCUCGGGGGCAGCUGGCACUGAGCACCACCAUGGACAGAAGCCGGGUGGGCAGCCCCGCGUGUCUGCUCCCGGCUCUGCUCCUGCUCGCGGUCCCAGGCGGCCUGUCCAUCUACGGCCCGCAGGGCGUGAGCGGCCCAGCAGGGGGUCUGGUGACCAUCAGGUGUCGCUACGGCUUGGGGUGGGAGGACUACGUGAAGUGGUGGUGCCGCGGGCAGCACUGGGGUUCUUGCAACAUCCUGGUUAGCACCGACCGGUCGGAGCAAAAGAUGAAGACAGGCCGAGUGAGCAUCCAGGACGACCAGGCACGGCUCGAGGUGAAAGUGACCAUGGAGCAGCUGAGGACUGAGGACGAGGACUUCUACUGGUGUGGGAUUCAGAAGUCAGGAACUGACCUGGGGCACCUGGUCCACGUGUCCGUUUAUGCAGCAUCAACCCACCCGCCAGAACCUGAGGGGAGAUUCACCACGCCAGCGGUGACACACACAACCCCACCCGUGACCACGGACGCCACCACACCUGGGAUGACAGAAGCACUUUCUCUUGAAAGUGCAGAGGCCCCAGAAGCUAACACCAGUGCGGUUCCCGAGCCCCCCGACACCUGGAGUGCCAACAACAGCAGCCUGCCUCUGUCCGGCCCCCUCACCCGGGCCCUGGUCUGCAACAUGCACUUCCUGCUCCUGACCUUCAUGAAGGUGCCCCUGCUCGGGGGCCUGCUGUGCGCCGUGAUGUGGCUGAACAGGAGUCGGGGGGACUUCAGAGGGGAGUAAAGUCAGCCUGGGCAGGAGGAGACCCCAGCCCCGCGCCUUCUGUGCUGGGGCGGGGCCCAGCCUGACCUCUUCCUGGGAGCGGGAAGUGACUGUGUCCAAAAGGAGAGUCGAGGGUCCCUGCUGAGGUGAGGGGCCCCCAUGCUGGCCUCAAGAACAUGCUCUGGACCCCUUCCUGCUCAGGGCAGCGGGGCCCCCAAUGGGCCCUCUCUGUCGCCUGCAGCCUCCACCCCAGGACCAGAGCCAGGGAGGGCGGGGGUGCCCCCUCACACAGGGUCCUCAGGCGCCAGCAGUCUUGGGACUGAGACUGUCCUCGGGCUUGAAGCGCAGGAGAACUUGUCUGGCUUUCUCUUUGAGAGCCGCUUUGGGACAGCAGAACCUGGCCCGCACCGCACUUGAUGCAACCUGCGCUGAACAGGAGCAACUAACUUGGCCCGAGCGCCAAGGCCCCCAGCCACAGUGCCCAAAACUUGUGCAACCUCAUUCCCUUCUUCAUCAGGGAGGUAGAUUUGAGUUUCUCUCCCACCUUUUGUCAGUCAGUUAACAAUAGAGCUCCUUCCCUGCCCAGAAGCUCUGGGGUUGGGGCUCCCCGGUGGCCUAGGGGUGAAGUCUCAGAGCUAUCACCGCUGCGGCCAGAGUUCGAUCCCUGGCCAGGGAGCUGACCCACAUGACACAGCAGACCUCUCCUGUCUCCCCACUGCUCCCCUCAGCAGAGUAUUUCAGUGGAUCUGCCUGUUCUGCUCGCCACUUUCUUUCUGGUGAAUCCUCUCCCAGCCCCGCAGCCCAGCAGCCCACACCUGUGGCGUACACCCCAGUUCUU